Molecule: messenger RNA, 1599 nt
Organism: Arachis duranensis
Lineage: Eukaryota; Viridiplantae; Streptophyta; Magnoliopsida; Fabales; Fabaceae
Product: transcription factor MYB86-like
Exons: 3
Coding region: 293-1369 (358 amino acids)
Biological process (GO): regulation of stomatal movement
Source: RefSeq, a predicted model, not a curated record
UGAUUUAUUCAUCUUCUCUAAAUGAACACAAUUAGUUCUAUAGUUACUCCCUAUUAAUUAGUCUCUUCCACCCCCCCCCCUUCUCCGGGGGCCCCGAAAAGCAUAACAUUUCCACCUCUUAAAUGAACCAUAAAUAAUUAAAAAAUAAUUAAUAAUAAGUAAUUUGGUAAAUAUUUCAGGCUAUAUAGAGGAAGUGACGACUUGAGAGUUUCGGAAACCAAAGUGAGAAGGAACAUAGGCAUUUUCAUCACACCGUACAACCAUAUAGUAGUGUUGGUUCGUUCUUUCACAAAUGGGUCGCCAUUCUUGCUGUGUAAAGCAGAAACUGAGGAAAGGUUUGUGGUCCCCUGAAGAAGAUGAGAAGCUCUUCAAUCACAUAACAAGGUUCGGUGUCGGAUGCUGGAGCUCCGUUCCAAAACUAGCUGGGCUGCAAAGAUGUGGAAAGAGUUGCAGAUUAAGAUGGAUAAACUAUCUCAGGCCGGAUUUAAAGAGAGGGAUGUUCUCUCAGCAGGAGGAGGAUCUUAUAAUCAGUCUCCAUGAAAUCCUUGGAAACAGGUGGGCUCAGAUAGCAGCGCAGUUACCAGGAAGAACAGACAAUGAGAUAAAGAACUUCUGGAAUUCAUGUCUGAAGAAGAAGCUAGUGAAGCAAGGAAUUGACCCAGCCACACACAAGCCUCUAUCAACUGAUGAUCAAAAAGAAGAAGAGAGCUGCAGCAAGAGAAUCAUCACGACGACAGAGAAUUCCAAGAUACAAAUUCCAUUCUCAACGGCCUUGGCCUCAUCGCUGAACGAUUCCGGUUACUACGCCGGCGAUGAUAACAGCAAUGCCAUAACGGAAGCUUCUAGAGACAUUUUCAUGACGAGUAACAAUAAUAAGCCAACAUUUUUGGACCCUCUAUCUUCAUUCUAUGCUGAUUUUCCUCAUCAGCCCAAUAAUUACCAUCACCUAGCGCCGGUAACUGCCGUAACUAACUACUGUGGAGGAGGAUUCUCUUCAAUGCCGAGUCUAACCAAUUCGGAUCAAGGGGGACACGUGUCAGUCACAGAUCAAUUCAUGAACAGCAACAAGGAGAGUUCAAGCAAUAACAGCUCAUCAAACAUGUACACAUCAGUAACAGGGUUCUCAUCAUCAUCACCAUGGGACGCUAGCGCUGAAAAUAUUACUAACAAGCUUGUGGAACCGUUUUUUCAGUUUAGUGCUAUAAAAUGUGAGGAUUUAUACAAGACCAGUUGUUCUUCAUGGGAAGAAGAUCAAGAACACACUCACACUAAUACUGCUUCUUCUUCCAUACAUUUCAGUACCUAUCCCUUAACCUCACUUUCAGAAGAUCUAACCGCCGCUAAUUUUGAUGUCUUCCACCAUAUAUGAUCUUCAACUGUAAAUUCAAUUCCCUUUUUUUUUCUUUUUCCUAUUUUAUUUGAUUUUUUUUCAACUUGGAUUUCAAUAUUUCUUUCGUUUGGAGCGAACAAGCAAGGUAGCAAAACUAGAAAGAUGUUGAUAGUACAGGAAAAUUUGUAGUUGAUGUGAUUAUUAUUUUCUUCUUCUUGAUGUAUCUGUGUUCAUAAAGAGUUUGAAGAAUAACGACACUAUAUUCUUGA